Molecule: messenger RNA, 1263 nt
Organism: Saxophila tyrrhenica
Lineage: Eukaryota; Fungi; Ascomycota; Dothideomycetes; Mycosphaerellales; Extremaceae
Exons: 2
Coding region: 1-1263 (420 amino acids)
Molecular function (GO): glycosaminoglycan binding; N-acetylglucosamine-6-sulfatase activity
Source: RefSeq, a predicted model, not a curated record
AUGAGACCGCCUAAGUCUUCUCUCCCCCUAUACUUAUGUCUUAUAGGCCUGGCAUGUAUCGCUGCGGGACAGCAUGGACAGCGGCCCCUCCAAGCAGGAGCCACGGCGCCCAACGUCCUGUUUAUUCUCACCGAUGACCAGGAUCUUCGGAUGGACUCGCUGUCAUAUAUGCCACUCCUGAAACAUCAUAUCGUGGACCAAGGGCUGUCUUUUAACCGCCAUUACUGCACAGUCGCUCUAUGCUGCCCGUCGAGAGUGUCUAUGUGGACAGGUAAAGCGGCGCGAGGCUACCCUAAGUUUGUCUCCGAAGGCUUCAACAACAACUACCUCCCGCUCUGGCUCCAAGAAGCCGGCUACGGCACCUAUUACGUCGGCAAGCUCUUCAAUGCCCAGUCUGUAACCAACUACGAUUCGCCGCACGCUGCUGGCUGGACGGGCAGUGAGUUUCUGCUGGACCCCUACACCUAUCGGUACUUCAAUGCAACUCUCCAACGCAACUUCGACAAGCCAGUCAGCUACGAGGGCCAGUAUGUCACAGAUGUCAUCUCGGAGAAGGCUCACGGCUUUCUCGACGACGCUCUGCAGGCCAGGGAGGAGACUGGGCAGCCUUUCUUCUUGACCGUUGCGCCUACUGCGCCGCAUAGCGAUGUCAAUAUCAAGCGAAACAACAUCGACGGCGACUUUGACGAGAACACGAACGUUCAGUCGCCACCUGUACCAGCUGAUCGGCAUAAGGAUCUCUUUCCAGAUGUCGUUGUACCUCGAACACCAAACUUUAAUCCAGACGAGCCUGCCGGUGCUUCGUGGAUAUCGCGCUUACCGAAGCAAAACCAGACGAAUGUCGACUUCAACGACCACUUCUAUCGAAACCGUCUACGCUCUCUGCAGGCAGUCGACGAGAUGGUCGACCACUUGGUGAAACGGCUUGAGGAGGCUGAUAUCCUGGACAAUACGUACAUCGUCUACAGCACUGACAACGGCUACACCAUCGGCCAGCACCGUCGACAGCCGGGAAAGCAGUGUGCGUUCGAGCAGGACAUCAAUGUUCCACUUAUAGUACGCGGACCGGGUGUACCAAAGGGUAUUUCGACGGAUGUGGUGACUAGCCAUACUGAUCUGGCGCCGACUUUCAUGGCUCUGACGGGCGCGCGGCCGCCGAUUGAUUUUAUCUUGGAUGGGCAGGCCAUACCGCUGGAUGGUGUCAGGGUUGAAGACCAAAGGCAGGAGCAUGUCAAUGUUGAGAUGUAUCAAACCCAUGUUUAA